Messenger RNA from Cokeromyces recurvatus, 1156 nucleotides. RefSeq lists its product as uncharacterized. Gene Ontology annotation, molecular function: 1-acylglycerol-3-phosphate O-acyltransferase activity. NCBI's taxonomy places the organism in Eukaryota, Fungi, Mucoromycota, Mucoromycetes, Mucorales, Mucoraceae. The transcript has 5 exons. Gene Ontology annotation, cellular component: endomembrane system. The record is from RefSeq and is a predicted model, not a curated record. Bases 425 to 1039 code for a protein of 204 amino acids.
AAAGUUCGGUUUUUUUUUUUUUCUUUUUUUUUCUAUGCAAUGAGUAAUGCUGUUAGAAAAGUAUCUGAUGCUAUUAACAUCGUAUUCUAUGGUGUAUCAUUAUUUGGUUUGGCAGGAACACUUCAUGUCAUCCAAAUCAGUUCAUUUCUCUUAAGACCGUUUUCAGAAAAACUUCUUGUUAGAAUCAAUUCAAAAUUAGUUGGAACAACAUGGAAAGUGAUGCAAUACAUAUUUGAGGUAACUCAAAGUAGAUUUAUAUAGAUUUUAUCAUCUUAAAAUUUCAUAAAAAAAAAAGCGACGUAAAAAAGCUCAUAUUACAUUUUCUGGUGAUAAACUUCCAUAUAAAGAAAACGCACUUGUCAUAAGUAAUCACCAAUCAUGGACUGACAUUUACUUGAUUCACUCUGUUGCAAUUAGAAGAAAUAUGCUGGAAAAUUGUAAAUAUUUCGUAAAGGAUUCACUUAAAUAUUUACCUUUCUUUGGAUGGGGUAUGUGGCUUGCAGGAUUUGUAUUUGUUCGUCGUAAUUGGACACAAGAUCAAAAGAAAAUUGAUGCUACAUUCAAAACAAUAAGACGACUUCAAACACCAGCUUGGAUUAUUAAUUAUGUUGAAGGAUCUCGAGUCACUUUAAGGAAAUUGUAUGAUUCUCAGAACUUUGCUAGACAAAAAUCGUAUCCUGUUAUGGACAAUUUACUUUUACCACGAACAAAAGGAUUUGUUAGUUGUGUUAAUGAGUUUAGAGGAAAAGAUUCUCAUAUCAAAUAUGUGUAUGAUUUUACAAUUGCUUAUAGAAAUAGAAGACAUCCUAAAAGAUUUAAUCAGGCACCUAGUAUGAUAAGGGCUCAUAUUCAUUCUUUAUGGCCAGAAUAUGAAUUCCAUGUUCAUUGCAGACGAUUUGCUAUUGAGGACUUGCCAGAAGAUGAAAAUGAAUUAAAUGAUUGGUUAAGAGCAAGAUGGCUCGAAAAAGAUCGUCUUUUAACACUAUUAAGAAGUCAAUGGAUAAAUGGCUUGGAUAAGAAUAUUAUGUGGAAAGAAUAAGCUUCUUCUACUGUUACUGAGAAGGAAGAUGAUAUAAUAAAUAGAUAUAGUGUAAAACAUUAUUAUUUAUCGUCGUCGUGACUUUUUUAUAUAUAUGUUUUAAAGAUGUAAAACCUG